AUGAAUUUUUUGGUCAUUAUUUUAAGUUUUAUUUUAAUUUUUGGUAUAAAUUCAAAUGAUACUGAUGAUACAAGUGGUAUUGAUGUAUUAGAUAUAUUAAAAGAAAAACAAACUUCUUGUGAUCUACAUGAUUUUGUAAUCGGAAAAGAAAAUUCCGAAAAAGAAUAUAUAGCUUUAGUUUAUGACUUAGCAACAUAUUGUUCCGAAACUGAAUCAACAUCUUUAUCUCGAAUUUUAUGUCGUAUGAUAUUAAUAGAACUUGAAAUUGGAUGUUCAUUACCUAAUAAAUCACGUCCAACACCAGUUAAAUAUAUUAAUUCAUAUACAUCAACACAAAUAUGUUCAAUGAACAAAAUAAUGUAUACGAAUAGAUGGAUUUGGAAUAAAUUUACUGAGAAAGAAAAAGAAGAAUUGGGUUCAUCAUCGGCUCAUAUAUGUCCAAAAUUAACUUCUGUGAAUUCUACACUUCGUUUAACAAGAUUUUUUUAUAAAAUUGCACCACGUAUUAGACGUGUUGAAGCUUCGAACACUAAUUUAACUGCAAAUAAAUCAGAAAUAACAAAUCUUAAAAAUAUAAAAAAAGAUUCAGUAGAUGCCGAACAACCGGUAGCAGAUAAACCAGAUGAAAAUAAGGAACCAGUAGAAAUCGAUUCAAAAAAGAAAGAAUCAAGAUCAAAUAUUAGACAAAGACAAAAUGAAAAAAGAAAACAACUCAUAGAUAAUGAUGAUUAUGAUGAUGACGAUAAUGCAGCAGAUGUUAAAAAGAAUAAAGAUACUAAGAACAAAGAAGACGAUGGUAAAGAAAUCAAAUCAUCCGAUGAAGUAAAAGACAGAAAAGACGAUACUCGAGUGAAACGAGAAAAGGAAGAAGUUAAGGAACGAAGAAAACCACAAGCUCCUGAUGGUGAAACUGGUUUUCAACUAAAUGAACGUGAAAAAGAAUGGGUUGGAGGAAAAAAAGAUGAUAAUCAACCAAAUUGGAGUUUAAAAAAAAAGAAUCGAAUUGAUUCGGAUGAUAAAUCAUCACAUACAUUUUCAAAACGAAGGAGAAUUUCACUUAGAUCAAAAUCAAAUGAUGAUCAUGAUGAUGUUAAUUCUGAUGAGAAGACAAGCAAUUUUACAACAUAUUUUCUUAUUUUUACUUUACUCAUUGUUGCCACUUAUUUCAUAUUACAAUAUAAAAAUAAAGCAAUAGGUAUAAUAAUCGAAGGAUGUAAACAAAGACGUGGAGUAUAUGGACGUCGUGCUGGUGGAAGUGGUACUUGA
Molecule: messenger RNA, 1266 nt
Organism: Adineta steineri
Lineage: Eukaryota; Metazoa; Rotifera; Eurotatoria; Adinetida; Adinetidae
Source: the annotation of a GenBank genome assembly